CUGCCUGUUCUUCAAACCUGCCAAUAUUUUCAGUUUUCACCAACCUUUCAACGUUCCUCCCGCUUCACCGGAAAACCGAUUAUGACGCGCCUAGCCACCGGCGUAAUUCUCCUUCUUUUUGCUAUAUGCGGUCUCUCCGUCGGUAGCAGAGACAUCGUCGAAGACGUUAUCCGGUUGCCAUCGGAAGCGUCUAGCUUCUUCCGUCCUGGUGGUGCUAAUGUUGCUGAAGAUGACGACUCCACUGGGACGAGAUGGGCAAUUCUUAUUGCCGGAUCUAGCGGGUACUGGAAUUACAGGCACCAGGCUGAUGUUUGCCAUGCUUAUCAACUCUUGAGGAAAGGUGGACUGAAGGAGGAAAAUAUCGUGGUUUUCAUGUAUGAUGACAUUGCUUAUAAUGAAGAAAACCCAAGGCCUGGGAUCAUCAUUAACAAUCCACAUGGCGAGGAUGUUUAUAAGGGUGUUCCAAAGGAUUACACUGGUGAAGAUGUUACUGUCAACAAUUUUUUGGCUGCUAUCCUUGGAAACAAAACUGCUCUUACUGGUGGUAGUGGGAAAGUUGUUGAUAGUGGUCCUAAUGAUCAUAUUUUCAUUUAUUACACCGAUCAUGGGGGUCCUGGGAUACUAGGGAUGCCUACCAAUCCUUACCUUUAUGCUAAUGAUCUGAUUGAUGUCUUAAAAAAGAAGCAUGCUUCCGGGACCUAUAAAAGCUUGGUGUUCUAUCUUGAAGCUUGUGAAUCAGGGAGCAUCUUUGAGGGCCUUCUUCCCAAGGGUUUGAAUAUUUAUGCAACCACAGCAGCUAAUGCAGUAGAGAGCAGUUGGGGCACCUACUGCCCCGGAGAGUAUCCCAGUCCUCCCCCAGAAUAUGACACAUGUUUGGGUGACUUAUAUAGUGUUGCUUGGAUGGAGGACAGUGACAUACACAAUUUACAGACAGAAACUUUAUACCAACAAUAUCAACUGGUUAAAAGGAGAACUGCGAAUGACAAUUCUGCAUAUGGCUCUCAUGUCAUGCAAUAUGGUGAUACAGGACUUAGCACAAAUAAUCUCUUCCUGUAUAUGGGUACAAAUCCUGCAAAUGAUAACUAUACUUUUGUGGAUGAAAAAUCUUUGAGACCUCCUUCAAAAGCUGUUAACCAGCGUGAUGCUGAUCUCGUCCAUUUCUGGCAUAAGUACCGCAAGGCCCCUGAUGGCUCUACUAGAAAGGUUAAAGCUCAGAAGCAGUUUGUUGAAGCAAUGUCUCAUAGGAUGCAUAUAGACAACAGCAUGAAACUUGUUGGGAAGCUCCUAUUUGGAAUUGAAAAAGCCUCAGAGGUGCUGAACGCAAUUCGUCCUGCUGGAAAACCUGUUGUUGAUGAUUGGAUGUGCCUCAAAACACUGGUGAGGACAUUUGAGACACAUUGUGGAUCCCUGUCCCAGUACGGAAUGAAGCACAUGCGGUCUAUUGCAAACCUCUGCAAUGCUGGAAUUGGAGAGGAACAGAUGGCCGAAGCAUCAGCACAAGCUUGUGUGAGCUUUCCAUCUGGUCCAUGGAGCUCCCUUAACAAGGGUUUCAGCGCAUAAUUGAAGAAUAUCCAUAUAUUUAAAGGAUAUACCAUUCAAUUAUAUUAUCUACCGUUACAAGUUUGCUGUAUUGUGAUUAUUGUCCUUGCCAUUGCUUCUGUGUAAAUAUAAUUAGAAGCAGAUCUCUACCUGAAUGCCAUUGUAAUUAACACGUUUCAUAUUUAAGAAUGCAUGAAAAUUUGACUUA
Messenger RNA from Hevea brasiliensis (rubber tree), 1747 nucleotides. Its product is annotated as vacuolar-processing enzyme. Gene Ontology annotation, molecular function: cysteine-type endopeptidase activity. Lineage: Eukaryota; Viridiplantae; Streptophyta; Magnoliopsida; Malpighiales; Euphorbiaceae. Gene Ontology annotation, biological process: vacuolar protein processing. The transcript has 9 exons. The record is from RefSeq and is a predicted model, not a curated record. The coding region runs from base 82 to 1560 and encodes 492 amino acids.